GUGUCGCGAGCGACGCCGGCGCACCCGCCCAUCACGAUCGAGAACCGACAACGGCGGAGCGCUGAAAACCGAGAUUCGUAACGUGUUUGGAAACUCAAAGCAAUAUUAUACAAGUGAUAUGUGCCUGAACCACCGCCGUCGGCUACUGUUUACUAAACUAACGUGUUGUGAUAAAGAUUGCUUUUACUUUAACUUGUGCGGUUAAACCAAGCUGUGCAUCAGUUUAUAUAUACUUUUGAAGAACAGUAAGAUGGCGAUGAAGGAGUGGCUACAAUGGCUGCCGCCGCCGAGGUCCCUGUUGGCGUUGCUGCUGGCUAUAGCUGGUUUCAGCGGCCGGUUGUUCGCCUCGCACUUCACGCACUCACCGACCCUCCUCGUGGACACCUGCCACUCUCUAUGCCGACUAGUCGGACUCGUCACAACAUUGAUCUCAUACAAGUAUGAGCGCGCCGACGAAGGUGCUGGUCGGGAAGGUCGUUUGCGAAACACGUUUGGAUGGGCGCGCAUUGAGGUGGUGGGCCGUCUCUCCGUGCACGUCCUCUUCGCAUCCUUCGCCUUAGCACUGGUAGUUAACGCUCUCCAGCUGGGCGUGCACUCCUCCCACGGCCAGCCGCCUAGAUAUCCUAAGGUCAUAGUCGGCAGCGCCGUCAUAGGGUUGCUGCUUCACGCCAUCAAUUACAUGUUAUUAGCAGGUCGUGAGCUGAGCUACAGCCGGCGACUGAGCGUCACAGAAGGGGGAGGUGUCGUGUUAAAGACUGGAUCCGGAGAACCUGUACUUGCUCAUGCCCCUACUGAUAUUGCCAGCAGUCUCUUCGUGAUGGGUGCUGGGCUGACCAACGAAUGGGAGCCAGUCGCUGCUCGCAUUGCCGACCCUGCCCUCUCCGCCUGCGCAGCCAUCGUUCUCGUCAUCUUCAACUAUCCAUUCAUGCGGUCAGCAGGGCUUGUGUUGCUGCAGACAGUGCCGGAAGGUCUGGGGACCUGCGACCUGCGGGCCGCAGCGCUUCGGGUCCCUGGGGUCCUCGCCAUACACGAACUGCACGUCUGGCAAAUGCACCGUGACAAGGUCGUCGCCACCGCUCAUGUUGCGUACAGCUCACACGAGGAUUACUUGAAGAGUUCCGCGUUAGUUUGUGAUAUAUUCAAGCGUCACGGCAUCGGUCUAGUCACGCUACAACCAGAGUUCACGCUCACCUCUAUGCUAGGUACAGAUGAAGAGAAGAAGGCUUUAAUAGACUUUGCGAACCAAGGUUGUUCGUGUCCGUGUGCCAAGGAGUGCACCGCUCCUCGAUGCUGCGAACCACCUCGCCAGCCCACCGUCACUCGCAUUUAAUUACAAAAUAACAUACUACAGUACCCUGCAACAAAAAUUGCACGACUUUUGGAAAAAUACAAUCGGCCAAGUCGCCGCAUAUACUGACCACGAUCAUGAGCCU
Messenger RNA from Spodoptera exigua (beet armyworm), 1433 nucleotides. The record is from the annotation of a GenBank genome assembly. NCBI's taxonomy places the organism in Eukaryota, Metazoa, Arthropoda, Insecta, Lepidoptera, Noctuidae.